AUGACAUAUGGUAUUGAAAUGGAACGUCAAGCCAGAAAUAAGUAUGAAGAAUUAUAUGGUGUUUCAGUUAAAGCAUGUGGAUUGUUUGCUGACAUAGAAUUCCCUUUUCUAGCAGCAAGCCCUGAUGGCCUAAUUGACGAAAACAGUAUCAUAGAAAUAAAAUGCCCAUAUGUAGCAAGAGAAACCAAUACAAUCCUUGAAGCCGUAGAAAACAAACUAUUGCAGUACUGCACAGUCGAAAACAAUGUUGUACAACUAAAAAAGGACCAUAAAUAUUAUUUCCAAGUCAUAGGGCAAUUGCGAAUAACUAAUCGUAAUAUAUGUAAUUUUGUAAUUUUUUCUCCGAACUGGAUAAACGUUCAAAAAAUCGAAUUUUAUGAGAUAUUUUGGAAAACAAAAAUGGAGGAAAAAUUGAAAACGUUUUAUUUGGAUUGUCUGUUACCUGAAAUUGCAUGUCCACUUUAUGGAAAACGCCUAGAAUUAACAGACAUCAGAGAACCCAGACACAUUUUAAAUGAAAAAGAAAAAAGAAAAAGCAAAAGAUAAUAAACAGAAUUAG
Messenger RNA from Aphis gossypii (cotton aphid), 559 nucleotides. RefSeq lists its product as uncharacterized. The record is from RefSeq and is a predicted model, not a curated record. Lineage: Eukaryota; Metazoa; Arthropoda; Insecta; Hemiptera; Aphididae. The transcript has 4 exons. The coding region runs from base 1 to 546 and encodes 181 amino acids.